AAGGAGGAUUGUAGGGGGGACCGCUUCUUUUUUCCCCGCAAAGUUGCGCCUCCUUUUUUCCCCCUCUCAGUCGGAAUGUGAGCUCCACACUGAGGACCUUUUUCUCUCGCUUUUCCUUCAAACCAUCCCCCUUCUUCUUCUUCUUCUUUUUUUUUUUUAAAUAAUCAUAAUUUCCACCCUAAGCUGCUGCGAGGAUGUGCAUGGAAGCCUGAGUCACACUUUGGAUUUCCAAGGGGGAGCGAGCGCUCAUUUUACGCACGUCUGGAGAGGCUUUUUCUAAACAACACGUCUGUUUUCUUGAAGCUUUUCAUGUAGGAGGCGCUAUCAGUGGUGAGUGAAGACCAGUCCUUAUUUGAGCCUCCGUACGCCGCCGCUGCCCCUCUCCCCAAGACAGACAUGACUGCAUCUGGCGCGCAGGACUACGGCCAGACUCACAAAAUCAACCCAUUACCCCCACAGCAGGAGUGGAUCAACCAGCCAGUGCGGGUCAAUGUCAAGAGAGAAUAUGAGCAUAUGAAUGGAUCCAGCAGGGAGUCUCCGGUGGACUGCAGCGUGGGUAAAUGCAAUAAGCUGGUAGGGAGCAACGAGACGUCCCAGAUGAACUACGGAAACUACAUGGACGAGAAGAACGCCCCUCCCCCCAACAUGACCACCAAUGAGCGAAGAGUCAUCGUACCGGCCGAUCCUUCAUUGUGGUCCCAGGACCACGUGCGCCAGUGGCUGGAGUGGGCCAUCAAGGAGUACGGCUUGUUGGAGAUCGACACGUCCCUGUUUCAGAACACGGACGGCAAGGAGUUGUGCAAGAUGAGCAAAGACGACUUCCUUCGGCUCACCACCAUGUACAACGCCGAGGUUCUUCUUUCUCAUCUCAAUUACCUCAGGGAAAGUAGUUCAUCAUUAUCCUACAACACACCAUCUCACACAGACCCAGCACCACGCCUGCCUGCCAAAGAAGACCCAACGUAUGAUGCUGUACGGCGGACGGGAUGGUCAAACAACAUGCACAGUGCCAAAGGCUCACCGGUGGUGACUCAGAAUGUAACCAAGACAGCCGAGCAGCCCAGAGCUCAGCCAGAUCCUUACCAGAUACUUGGUCCAACCAGUAGUCGCCUAGCCAAUCCAGGUUCAGGGCAGAUCCAACUUUGGCAGUUCCUCCUGGAGCUCUUGUCCGACAGCGCCAACGCCGGCUGCAUCACCUGGGAGGGCACCAACGGCGAGUUCAAGAUGACAGACCCAGACGAGGUGGCGCGGCGCUGGGGCGAGCGCAAGAGCAAGCCCAACAUGAACUACGACAAACUGAGCCGGGCGCUGCGCUACUACUACGACAAGAACAUCAUGACCAAGGUGCACGGCAAGCGCUACGCCUACAAGUUUGACUUCCACGGCAUCGCUCAGGCGCUGCAGCCGCACCCCACCGAGUCGUCCAUGUACAAGUACCCCUCGGACCUAGCCUACGUGCCUUCUUACCACACCCACCAGCAGAAGGUCAACUUUGUGUCCCCUCACCCGCCGUCCAUGCCGGUUACCUCCUCCAAUUUCUUCGGACCCACCGCUCCAUACUGGAGCUCGCCCACCGCUGGCAUCUACCCCAACCCCAACGUCCCGCGACACCCAAACGCCCACGUGCCUUCCCAUUUGGGCAGUUACUAUUAGACACCUCUAUCUAACCACCCACUAGCCAAGCCCGCCUUUGCUGAAGGCAACGAAGACGGAUGAUUAUUUUAUAUUUUUGAAGAAUAACUGGAUGCUACCAUCCAAAAAUGGAAUACUACUUACCUUUAGAAGACUUGAUGUUCUGGACAUUCAUCUUCCACAUCCUCCUGAAAGCUCUCCAAGUACUCCCAAGCCAAAGGUUAAGGACACUUGCCUCCUUCGGUCCCACGACCAGACAUGGCCCUUUAUUUACGGGUCUCAAUCUCCAUCCUCCUGAGUGCAUGAUGCUUUUAAGCAUCUGCUCUUUUCCACCAUCUACAACCUUGUCGGGGUUUGUUAUUCCCACCACAUCCACAACAAGCCUUCGUCCUCCCACCCCUGUCAUCUGUAUCAUUUUGUAUGUGUGUGUGUGUGUGUGUGUAGGGAGAGUGUUCUGGAAAUUGCUGGAAAAGAAGGAGCCCUCACACACACUGAAGACCUUUCUCGGCACUGAAUGAAAGUUGGCAACUGGAAUAUGCCAUUCACCAUUUAAUUUAUCCUCCAAACUGGAAGGCAACAGAGAAGGAGUGGAAUCGCAGAGAAGGAAGCGCUGUACGUCUGCUGAACUGUUAACUUUAAUAUGCUUUCCGCAUCGUGGAGUCCUCGACGGGCGACGUGUGUCCAGCUCUGUUGCGCCGAGGAAGCAGAGAGUCGAGGCGUAAAUCGGAGCAGUUUUUUUCAACGACGACCGGCUGUUAAACGUUUACCGCGUUGUCGCCUCCAAGCCAUGUUUUGUCUCUCGAUCGUGUUCGUAUUAAUGUGAACCGUUGUCCAGUUUGUGUGUUUAAAGAGGAUGCAAAAGUCAAAAAUUGUCAGAUUUUUUUUCAUUGUGUAAAAACAAUAGUCAGUACAGUCUAACUCAGGCGUGUCCGACAUCUAAAUGCCCCCCAUUGCAUAUUCUAAACACAAAAUUCAACACUGACUGACACCACAAUGACAAACUACAGUUGAUCCCCGCUGUUACGUCAGAGACCACCCAAAAAUCAAGAGUCCAUAACAACACUCUAAUCAAGCCUGGGUUGUACUGCUGCAAUGCGGCACCGUCGUAUGCUACGCAAGGCCUCCUGCUAGCUUGACGACAAUUGCAAUAAAAGUGACUUAGAUUAGAUUCAGCUGUGAUAGAAUACAUAAAAUACAGGAUAUAGUUACUUGCCACUAAUGAAUGAUAAUGAACAAUGAUCCGUGACCCGUUAAAUGUGUGUUUUCGUUUUUUUUUCUGUGCAAUUCGCUUGCCAUGCCGCCGCAAAGUGUGAGCCUUGGCAGCCACGUAAUCGAUGCAAACAGUUAUUUGAAAAAAUCCACAAUUUGGGUGGCUGCCUGUCAAUUGAGAGGUGAUGCCUGGUCCCGUAGUCAAACCUCAGCUUUAAAAUAUCCGUACAUCUGCAGUAUUAUUACCUUAUUCUGGCACCAGCAGGAAGUAGAGGGUGGCGUGUAUUCUAAAUACAGUUUUUGACUUUAAUUAGCUACUCCAAAUUGUCCAUAGGUAUGAAUGUGAGUGUGAAUGGUUGUUUGUCUAUAUGUGCCCUGUGAUUGGCUGGCAACCAGUCCAGGGUGUACCCCGCCUCUUGCCCGAAGACAGCUGGGAUAGGCUCCAGCAUGCCCACGACCUCCGUGAGGAUAAGCAGUAUAGAAAAUGGAUGGAUGGACAUUAUUAGAGCUCUCUAGACAUUAAAUAACACCCCUAUAGGUCUACCCAAUAUGACAUACAAGACAUAAUAUAAUUUCACAUGUUAGCAUUGGGGAACUCUUUUUACUUCACGUUUUGAGCACUUCCUGUGGUGGCUAAUGUCUCAUCAAUGUAACAUUACUGGCACCUAGUGACCAGUGUAGGAGACUAUGACGUAUUAUCAUGUCUUCUUUGAAUGCAUCUUCUACAGCCCUCAUAAUUGUUAAUUACUUUAAACAUUUUAUGCUUGAAAAUGCUCAAUUUAAGCAAAAAAACUAUAAUUUCCUUUCAUAAGCAUUUUUUUUAAAAUAAUAGGCCGUAUUCAACCCCAAAACAGCGAUGAAUUAAUAUAUUUUUGAAAAUUAUAAAGGGAGGACGUGAAAUUUGGGUAAAAUGCAUCGUUUUUUUUUUUAAGGAAAAACAAAACAAAACAAAAAUGGCCUACUUUUGGAAAUCAAAAAUCGAAAUUGUUGUUAUAUGUGGGAUUGCAAAUGCUGAAUAGCGAAUAUGCGGGGGUCCACUGACAACACAACACUGAGUUACAUACAGUACCGCUCAAAAGUUUGGGAUCACAAGAAAAACAUGCAUUUCACAAACAUUUGUAUCCAUUUCACAAACAAUUAAAAUUAAUCAGAUGAUUUUAAAAGAAGGAUGUCCAUUUUUGCAUAGAGGCCUACUAUCAACAACUGUCAGUCCUCUGCAUCAAUCUCCUGGUAUGGCUGCUAAUCCAAGUUCAUCAUUUUAUAAGGCUAAUAGAUGAUUAGAAAAGCCAUCUAAAAAUCUAAACUAAAACUAAAAUCUCUUACCAUGCUGUUAACUACUCCCUUCAGAGAGCAGCACAAACUGGGUCUAACAAGGACAGAAAAACGAUGCGGCUUCAGGAUGCUGGACUUCAUAGCAGAACUACCAAGAAAAAGCCAUAUCUCAGACUGGACGAAAACAUUUCCAAGUCAUCCCAAACUUUGGAGCGGUAGUGUAUGUUUAAAUGCAAAACACAUUGAUUUUUGCAUGUAACCGAGUAAAUAAAACGCUACACUCACAUACUUCUUUUUUUCCAUAUGCAGUCUUUUGUCGUACAGGUUUAUACAUGGCUGCUGUCACUAGACUCAUUAACUAACAGCAAACCCUACCAGUGUUGCUUUCAUCCUUUAACAUUUAAUUGGUCUCAUUUCCUUGAUGAAAAAUCUGACAAUAUUUGAUUUUUUUUUCGUAACGACUGCCACUGUGUCAUCAUCUCCUUCUGGGGCUAGUCAGGAUCUUGAGAAGUGUCUUUCUCAAUAAGUUGCAUUUUACCAGGGCUGGAUCCUAGUUUGAGAGCAGCAUGUAUGCUUGAAUGUUAGUUUCUCACUGAUCUAAAAGGCCAGAGGAAAAAAAGACAAAAUGUACACGAACUUCAAUGUAGGACCUCCAACUUUUGUUAUCGCAUCAUAUCAGAAGGUUUUCAAGUUGUUAUGCGCUCCAAAACACUUGAAAGCAAGCGACUUUGGGCUACCUUUUUAUUAGAGAACAAAACCGAUUUUAAAAUAUGACGAGAUGAAACAAAGAAUUCCUCAGAUUCGCAAACGCUGUGCGUUUGUCAGACCUAUUUUGUAUUGUUUUAUAUGCAUCAGUCAACUAGGCAUUAAAGCAACUUACUGUAUAAAUUAUGCAGAGUUAUUUUCAUAUGUGACACAGUAUUAAAAAAAUAAAAGAGACAAGAGAAUUAAUACGAGUUGACCUCGGUCAAAAAUGCAAACCUUUGAAGUCCAUUUCUGCUCAGUAGUUUGUUCGGCAUUUGAAGUGUUUUUAUAUUUGUACAUUUGGGCAGUACAUUUUUGUACUUUUUUUAAUUUUCUUUUUAUUGUUAUUACUUCUUCUGAGAAUAACUGUGUACCAAUCUAAGUGCCUUUGGGUGCACAAGCUAUGUUUUUUGUUGUUUUUUUUAGCCUUCCCCAUAACACAAGUGACUGCUGCUUGCAUGCAAUAACCAGGGACUUUUUGACUCUGUACGCAACGUAUGAUUCCGAUGCUUCUUUUAAUCACAUUCAAAACCAAAUGGUCCUGGAAUCUGUGGAAAUGAAGACAUAUUAUGCAAAUUAGUAUUGACAUCCACAUGCUUCCAGCUGAAAUAAACAGAAACGGAACCCAAAAUCUGUACUGCAGCCUUAAAGAAAUAAAAGGGAUCUAUGCUACUUCUUAUAAGCAAUGUAUUUUGCGUGUGUAUAAUUUUACAAGUAACCAAUGCCUUAUUAUUAUUAUAAUUAUUAUUAUUAUUAUUGUCAUUCCUGCAAUGUAUGAAGUCAUACCUUUCGAAAAAGGGCUUUUGUAUAGGAAAAUGUGACAAAUAAAUGUUUUUACCUCUCAA
Doryrhamphus excisus (bluestripe pipefish) is the source of this 5702-nucleotide messenger RNA. RefSeq names its product Fli-1 proto-oncogene, ETS transcription factor (gene fli1). Gene Ontology annotation, molecular function: DNA-binding transcription factor activity, RNA polymerase II-specific; sequence-specific DNA binding. Lineage: Eukaryota; Metazoa; Chordata; Actinopteri; Syngnathiformes; Syngnathidae. Gene Ontology annotation, biological process: cell differentiation; regulation of transcription by RNA polymerase II. Gene Ontology annotation, cellular component: nucleus. The record is from RefSeq and is a predicted model, not a curated record.